AAGUGGACCACUUGCCGCUUUCUCUUCUUCCAAAACCAUAUAUAAUAAGGGUCAUGACUCAUUUUUCAUAAACCCACUAAGCCAUCCCUCCACAAGAGCACACCUUCUCUGCUAAAGUAUCUGUGUCUUCCUUCAACCCGUUCGCCUUUCCAAACCAAUGUCUCAGGGAAGAGGCAGUGCAUCUCGAACCGCCGCCGCCGCCGCGCUCAUGCUAAUUUACCUCCUUGCUCAAGCCGAGUAUGCUCGAGCAGCGACCUACACGGUUGGUGGCUCUAGUGGCUGGACAUUCAACAUGGCGAGCUGGCCCCAAGGCAAGACAUUCAGAGCUGGUGACACUCUCAUAUUCAAGUAUGACCGGACGCUCCACAACGUUGUGGCGCUGGACAAGGGCAGUUACGACAGUUGCCGGACUCCAGUGGGAGCGAAGGUCUACAAUUCUGGCAACGACCGGAUCAGACUGGCCAAGGGGCCGAACUACUUCAUAUGCAACUUUCCUGGUCACUGCGAGUCAGCUAUGAAGAUUGCUGUGAAUGCAGCUUGAUGAGAGAUCACUAUAAGCUGAUUGUAAUGGAGAGGAAUAACAUAGCAUCGUUCAAUGCUUUGAUUCUGAAUAUCUCUGUCUCUGUCUCUGUCUCUCUUGCUUGAUGUACAAUAUUUGCUCUAUAUAAUGAGCAAAAGAAUCACUAGUCAAUGUGCUGGCUUGUUAUGA
Syzygium oleosum is the source of this 709-nucleotide messenger RNA. RefSeq names its product basic blue protein. Gene Ontology annotation, cellular component: plasma membrane. The transcript has 2 exons. Lineage: Eukaryota; Viridiplantae; Streptophyta; Magnoliopsida; Myrtales; Myrtaceae. The record is from RefSeq and is a predicted model, not a curated record. Gene Ontology annotation, molecular function: electron transfer activity. The coding region runs from base 158 to 541 and encodes 127 amino acids.